Molecule: messenger RNA, 873 nt
Organism: Vanessa atalanta (red admiral)
Lineage: Eukaryota; Metazoa; Arthropoda; Insecta; Lepidoptera; Nymphalidae
Gene: Ndufs8
Product: NADH-ubiquinone oxidoreductase subunit 8
Exons: 5
Coding region: 99-758 (219 amino acids)
Biological process (GO): mitochondrial respiratory chain complex I assembly; mitochondrial electron transport, NADH to ubiquinone
Cellular component (GO): membrane
Molecular function (GO): 4 iron, 4 sulfur cluster binding; NADH dehydrogenase activity
Source: RefSeq, a predicted model, not a curated record
GUUGAUAUAUGCAAAAUUAUUGUCAAGAGGACAUUUGACAGAGUUUGACUUUCAAUUGAUUGGAUUUAGGAGUCGCAAAUUGUUUAAUUAAAAACAAAAUGUCUUUAGUAAAAUUAUUUUCACUGUCCACUCGAGUACGAACGUCUGGUGCUAGUGGUAUGCUAGUUCGUCAUGCCAGCUCUAGUCAAGAAGGCAAAACUGAUAAAGUAUACCCACCUAAUGUUCCUGGCUUUAAAUAUGUCAAUGCUGAAGAUCCAGACAUGAGUUUCAAAGAAAUGUCCAAUAGAGCUGCACAGACAUUAUUUUGGACAGAACUAGCACGAGGAUUUGCUGUUACUUUAGCUCAUAUUUUCAAGGAGCCAGCGACUAUCAAUUAUCCAUUUGAAAAGGGACCUCUGUCACCCCGAUUCAGGGGAGAGCAUGCUUUGCGCCGUUAUCCCUCUGGUGAGGAAAGAUGCAUUGCCUGCAAAUUAUGUGAAGCAAUUUGUCCGGCUCAGGCAAUUACAAUUGAAGCAGAGGAACGUAAAGAUGGUUCUCGUCGGACUACAAGAUACGAUAUUGAUAUGACGAAAUGUAUUUACUGUGGUUUCUGUCAGGAGGCAUGCCCAGUAGACGCUAUUGUAGAGGGUCCCAACUUCGAGUUCUCGACAGAAACUCACGAGGAACUACUUUACAACAAAGAGAAGUUGCUUUCGAACGGUGACAAAUGGGAGAGUGAGAUCGCAUCCAACAUCAGAGCAGAUCAUCUGUACCGUUAAACAACACUCGCUCUUAGUUUAAAGUUAUAAGGUUCAAUAUUGCAAGUCAGACAUGCGAAUUUGAACCUUAAAUAGGAUUAUUAAAUUAUGUGAUAAAUAAAUAAUCAACAUCUCG